Messenger RNA from Peromyscus eremicus (cactus mouse), 1954 nucleotides. RefSeq names its product anomalous homeobox protein-like. The transcript has 8 exons. Gene Ontology annotation, cellular component: transcription regulator complex; nucleus. The record is from RefSeq and is a predicted model, not a curated record. Gene Ontology annotation, biological process: regulation of transcription by RNA polymerase II. Bases 21 to 1112 code for a protein of 363 amino acids. Gene Ontology annotation, molecular function: RNA polymerase II cis-regulatory region sequence-specific DNA binding; DNA-binding transcription factor activity, RNA polymerase II-specific. Lineage: Eukaryota; Metazoa; Chordata; Mammalia; Rodentia; Cricetidae.
GACAGAGUUCCUCCUGCAGGAUGGAGAACUUCCUGAGGCUGCUGCGGGAGCAUGGGGACACCCACUCUCCCCCACAAGAGCUGGUGACUCUCGCAGGCAAGCUAUGUCGGGACUUCCAACACAACUUUGUUCAGGUGCUAUCUUUGGUGGAAGCCAUUCUGGACAGCCGGCAUCGUUGGCAUCUGCUAGAAAAUGCGGACGUAGCACUGGUGUGCACCCAGGUCCUGAUCCAGCAGGAGCAGCAGUUUUCAGCCCUCCAGAUACUAGAGGAGUGUCGAGUGCCAGGAGGCAGCAAGGAGCUGAUACAACUCUGGAAUGACAUUCACUACCACCUGACCAUGAAGAAGCUGGGUGUCACCAUGCUGAGCCCAGUGCAGAAGUUUCGCUGCAGGAAGAGGAACCCCCCACCUCUUACCCUCUGCCCUGAGGGCCCUAAGAGCCGGAACUUCCUCCCAGAGAUCCGCUGCCAUCUGCAGAACUUUGCCACAGGUGUGAGCACUUAUCCCAAGAAGGCCCAGUUGAAGGAACUGGCUUUGGAGACCGGCUUGACUCCUGAGCAAGUGUACAACUGGUUCGCCAAUUAUCGGCGACGUCAGAAGGCUUGUGCCCUGCACAUUGAAAAUCACGAGGCCACAUCAGAAGUCUCCAGUGCAAAUAAGAGUGAUCCUGAAGCACUGCCACUUUCAGAACACCAUCACGAGUCUGCAACUGUGUCUCAGUGGUCAGCCGGAUGUGAAGGAAGUGGGACUCUACAGUCCCCAGAGACCACCCAAGAAUCACAUGGAUUGCAGUCCUUGGCUGUGAACUUUUCUGAAGACAGCACAACCCCACAGUCAUGGCUUUCAGAAUUUAUUGACCUCCACAGUAGUUGCUUCAAGAGCUUAUACCCAGAGGAUAGUCCAGGACUGAGCAGUGGGGAAGCAGAUUCCACUGAAGGCUCCAAAAUUCAUCAUCCCCACAGUUUUCUAGAGGUGUCACCAGCCUCAUCUGCAAUGCCAACACCUGUGUCAACCAUGGAGCUGUGCCAAACCUUGCCCUCCAGCCAGGUGCAGUGGCCUGAAGUCCAGACCUCCCUCUUGGAAUGCUUUCUGGAGAGCCAUGAUGCUUUUUGAGUUUUUUCGGUGCAGCCUGGGCCAAACUACCCACGAGGAGAUAGGCCAGCACAUGGAAUGAUCAAGUGUGGAUUAUUCACCAGUUCAACGCAAGUUACAGAGCUUUUCCCUAAACAAAAAUCAGUGUUCCCAGAGUUCCCCAAGAGAGCCUGCUAGGAAGUCCCAAAAGUUCUUGUCAUACCACACUGAGUAGUUUGGAUAGCAGUUCUCUGUAUUGGCAAAGUUUUUGAGAAAAAUUUGUGGUAUCGUAAGUCUAACGUAGGAUUGCUUCCUAUAGGCAAGAUAAAUGUGAAUGACAAGUGCUGAGCAGGAAGGCUACCUAGAUAGAUCAAGGAAGAAUUUUCCACUGUUGAGCCUUCCUACUCACCUGUACACGGGGCCAGCCUAUUCCACUCAUUAACUUUAUGAGUGGGUAUGGAGAGUGAUAUGACAAUCCUUUCUUUGUUCAUGGGCCCUCCUCCUAGAGUUCUGAGCAACAAAGUCGACUGGAGAUAGCUCAGAUAGGGUGAAGCAGAUAGGAAGUGAAUUUUCCUUACCACCUUGAAUCCUUUAAGUUUCUGAAAGUAUUGUUUUAUUAAACUAAAUUAAGGAUUUUGUUUCAAACUCCCCACUUUAUACUGUACCCUAACAUCUGUUCAUAUCAAUGCAAAGAGAUUAACACCAGUUUUCCCCAGACCGGUGUUUGUGGUGGGGUGGUGUUAACUGAUGCUCCCUAAACCUCCAAUGGAUGUUGCCUCUUUCCUAGAAUAGUUUGUAAGCACCGUUUGGCUGCCAUCCUCUCUCAUCUCUGUUCCUUCCCCUUUGGUUGGUUAUUUCUUCAUUAUAAAUUCCUGAAAGCUCUA